Molecule: messenger RNA, 1050 nt
Organism: Hyphopichia burtonii NRRL Y-1933
Lineage: Eukaryota; Fungi; Ascomycota; Pichiomycetes; Serinales; Debaryomycetaceae
Exons: 1
Coding region: 1-1050 (349 amino acids)
Source: RefSeq, a predicted model, not a curated record
AUGAUUGGAGAAGCUCACGAUAAGUCACGACCUGACUUGUACUCUCAGCUUUCGGGAAGACAGAGGGAGGAGAAACUAGAUGACUUCCAGCGCCUAGAUAUACAGCGACGUCGAAACCAAAGGAAUAGAGUUAACUUUAUAAGAAAUGGAAACAUAGUUAACAAACGUGCUGAAAGUACUCAAAGACCCCAGAAAAGAGUGCCUCUUGCUGACAAGUCAAACUUGGCGCUAAGCCACUCAAGGCCAAAACUACCGAUAUCCAAAAUCCACAAGAUCACGAAGCUGGUACCACCCCAAUCCCUCGACUCUUCCUUAAAGAGCAAUCCAAUGAAGUCAGUUUUAAAGAACCAAAUUAUGGAGUUUCACAAACAACCACUUCCGCGUUCUGCUCAAAACGAUGUCUCAAGCAGUAGCAUGGGAGUGAAGAUAUCGACCCUUUCUAGUGUGAUUAAAAGCUCGCCGGCUCAAAAUGCUCUGGUCGCCGCUGUUGGCAAGAAUAACGGCUACUUUGAAAUUACAAGAGAUAUUCUAAACAGAGUAUCUUAUCAAAACAUCACAAUUGGGACAAAGAUAACUGAUCAAGCGAGUAACUUCAUUAGGACGUUCAUUGAAUGGUACAAGGCCAAUAAGUAUAAUUUUGUUGUAGUUCAAGAAAACAUCAACGAAAUGGUACUUAAGACCCAUCAGCACUUGUCUCAGGCACCUGAGUCGUAUGCCAAUCCAUAUUUUGCUGCACCUUCCGGUAUCUUGGAAAUGCAAGCUAAACAUCGUCCCAUUGAAUCAAAAAACUAUCCUACACAUAUUGUUGAGAAAGCUACUUCUCUUGGGAAAUACCUUGUUUGUGCAAAAGUGAGAUGCACCAAGAUCAACAAGAUUGAAAAUGUUUUCCUUGCUAAUACUGAUACAAGAGUUCAUAUUAAUGCUAAUGAUUUACUAGUAUUGAAAAAGGAUGGCUCCUCGCAGCAAGUUUUCAAUGGUAAACCAGUUUCAGUUUAUCUUAAUUGGUUAGUUUAUAAAGAAAGCCCCUUAAGCGUGGAUUUCUUUGGUUAA